AAAAUAUCUUAUUUAACAUUUUUGUUCGUAUAAUUCGUAUAUCAUAAAUAGUAACGAUGGCAGAUCGUCUAACGCAGCUUCAGGACACCAUUAACCAGCAAGCUGAGCACUUUUGCAACAGCAUAGGUAUAUUGCAACAGUUCUCUACGCCAAGCAAAUUCCCCGGCUUCGAUCGUAGUGGGUCACAGACGCCGCAACAGCAACAAAACCAAGAGGAUUAUGCUAUGCUGUUUGCGACGCUUAUUUCUCGAUGCGCGAAGGACAUAGAUACCCUGAUCGAGUCGUUACCCAGUGAGGAGAGCUCGACCGAGCUGCAGGUGCAAAGCUUGAGACGUUUGGAGGCAGAGAACAAAGAGGCUGCUGAACAACUUGAGGAGGUGGUUCGUCAGGGUGAGAUUCUGCUGGAGAAGAUUCAAGGAGCUCUGAGUGAUAUCGCUCAGUGCCAGUUGGACAUGCAGAACCCUGCACUAAUCCUCAAUAAGGAUGUAAAGCCACAGUUAUAGGGCUCACGGAAACACGGUACUGAUUACCGGAGGUGAUGAUCUGAGAUGGACAAUAGUAGAGUUUUGUGGAUGUGUACUGUCUUUGCCUGUCUGUGAUGGGGG
This is a messenger RNA of Spodoptera exigua (beet armyworm), 605 nucleotides long. Lineage: Eukaryota; Metazoa; Arthropoda; Insecta; Lepidoptera; Noctuidae. The record is from the annotation of a GenBank genome assembly.